UUUUUUUUUAAUAUCUUUUCUCUCUCUUGUAUCUUGUUAUUGCCCGUCACUCACUGUGAUAAUCCUCCCUGCUGCUUUUCGAUCGGUCGCGACCCGUCUAGCCCACGAUGGAGGGUGGCCAGACCUCGACCUCGUCCAACUCCGGGCCCUCGGGCAACUCCAGUGAUUUUGUGCGAAAACUAUACAAAAUGCUCGAGGACCCGUCAUAUUCGGAGAUAGUUCGUUGGGGUGAUGAGGGGGACAGCUUCGUCGUCUUGGAGUGCGAAAAAUUUACCAAAACUAUCCUGCCCAGACACUUCAAACACAGCAACUUUGCCAGUUUCGUCCGCCAGCUGAACAAGUACGAUUUCCACAAAGUCCGACAGAAUAACGAGGAGAAUGGGCAAUCACCAUACGGCCCCAACGCUUGGGAGUUCAAGCACCCCGAGUUUCGGGCCAACAGCAAGGAAUCGCUGGACAAUAUUCGACGGAAAGCGCCGGCGCCCCGUAAACAGGCCCGCGACCAUGAUGACUCCGUCCCGACACAGCAAAUCGAUCUCUUGAACCAACAAAUCGUGGCCCAACAGCAGCAGAUCCAACACCUGUCCGACCGCUAUGCUCAACUCACCGUCGACCAUCAGCUCAUGCUGCAGGAGGUGAUGCGCGUGCAAAAGACCGUCCUCAACCAUGAGAAUGUCAUCCACCAAUUGAUGACCUAUCUUCUGUCCGUCGACGCUCGGCAGAGACGUGACAGCAAGACGGCCGCCCCCUUCCCAGCCCAAGGGCAAGCUGGCUCAACUCUGAGUCCGUCUCAGGUCACCCCGAUGGACGAUGAGCCAUCAUCGCCGCUUCAGCAGGCCUCGAAGCUGCUCAACGAUAUGCACUCCGAAAUGCAGUUCAACCUCACUGGCGUUGAUCAACUAGGGGAAGCCAAACCGACUACUGUGGUAUCAACGCCGACCAACGGAAUGGUGCGUGCGCCAACGGCUGGAAAUCCUGCGACCCUGGUUUAUCCCACCACAACGCCCAAGAUGAACGGCGAGAUGGAUACCGUGGUGUACCCUGUUGGCGCAACCAAUGGCAUUGAUCCCAUGUACAGUGAGCAUGUCAACAAUGUGCCGUAUCCGAUGCCACCAAAGGCGGAGAUCGAGUCCGGAGAUGCUCGCCGGCAGUUCCCCGAUAAUCGAAAGAAGAGCACCAACGUUGAUCCGGGCUGGAUGCGCAGCCCGCACAUUCUACUCGUCGAGGACGACGCAACGUGCCGUCAAAUUGGUGGUAAAUUUUUGUAUUCGUUUUCUUGUGUCAUUGAUACUGCGUUUGAUGGUCUCGAGGCUGUGAACAAAAUUCAAGAUGGCUCGAAAUACGAUCUAAUUCUCAUGGAUAUCAUCAUGCCCAAUCUGGACGGUGUCUCAGCCUGCCACCUAAUUCGUCAAUUCGAUCGGACUCCUAUUAUCGCCAUGACAUCCAACAUUCGGAGUGAUGAUAUUCAGCUUUACUUCCAGCAUGGAAUGGAUGACGUGCUUCCCAAACCGUUUACCCGCAAGAGCCUGCUCGACAUGCUUGAAAAGCACCUUGUCCACCUCAAGACUAUCCCGCCGGGCAUGGAAGCUCCACAACCUGCACCUGCGGUCCCAAUGGCUGCACAAGGCUCUGCUGCUCAAUCAGUCAAGGAGGAUAGUUCGCCCGGUCAGUCGCCAGCCGCGUCGAUGAGCAACUGGCAGUCGCCAGGCCAAUUCCACGGCAUGGCGGUUCACCCCAGUAUUCCGCAUGUACAAGGUCAAUAUGCUGCUGCCACCCCGGGUGCUCCGGUCGCGUACGCAGUCGAUCAGAAUGGUGUGCAGUAUCCAGCACCGACAGUGGCACUCGCCCCGGCCGGAGCAGCAGCACCACAACCGGCAGUACGGCCACCGCACCGGCGACAAGUAUCUGAGAUGUCCAGCGCUCCAGAUAACCCCAACGUGACGAAGCGACCGCGCAUGUAUGCUCAGCCUGCACAGACGAUGGUUAACCCGGUGCAAGCACGGACGGGCUAGUCUACUUUCUCUAUGAACGCCUGACGCGAUAUUUCUAUUCCACUUCUAACUGCACAUAUACACCUCGCGUACAAAUUUGCUUAAGAUUCGAUUCGUUCAUACCGUCGCCGGACUACGAUUCAUUUCUACCACGAAUAUUCUUACAUUGUUAUCCGGGAGGCUUUCUCUUUUUCAUUCUUUGUGACUUAUAGACUACAUGGGGCGUUCUGCGGAGCUCUGGAUCGAGACUUUGAGGACUGGCAGCGUGAGAUGUUUCCAUUUUUAUAUACUCCCUAUGGGGAAGCGUUUGGCUUUUGGUGUACAAGAAUUGGGAUUGGUGGCGUGUGAUUUUUGGUUUUUUUUUUUUUUUCUC
This is a messenger RNA of Aspergillus ruber CBS 135680, 2364 nucleotides long. RefSeq names its product putative stress response transcription factor SrrA/Skn7 (gene skn7). Bases 108 to 2012 code for a protein of 634 amino acids. The transcript is spliced from 7 exons. The record is from RefSeq and is a predicted model, not a curated record. Gene Ontology annotation, molecular function: sequence-specific DNA binding; phosphorelay response regulator activity; DNA-binding transcription factor activity. NCBI's taxonomy places the organism in Eukaryota, Fungi, Ascomycota, Eurotiomycetes, Eurotiales, Aspergillaceae. Gene Ontology annotation, biological process: regulation of DNA-templated transcription; phosphorelay signal transduction system.